Molecule: messenger RNA, 1883 nt
Organism: Zeugodacus cucurbitae (melon fly)
Lineage: Eukaryota; Metazoa; Arthropoda; Insecta; Diptera; Tephritidae
Gene: Ada3
Product: transcriptional adapter 3-B
Exons: 1
Coding region: 122-1582 (486 amino acids)
Biological process (GO): regulation of transcription by RNA polymerase II
Cellular component (GO): SAGA complex
Molecular function (GO): transcription coactivator activity
Source: RefSeq, a predicted model, not a curated record
UGGCAACGCGUUUAUUGACAACUCAGAAUAAAAUCAUUCUCAAUCAAUACAACGUAAAUUGUGAAAAGGCUGCGAUAAAAUAUAAUAUUUAAACAAUUAUUGGUACUAAAAUACGCAAACUAUGGCGACAAGUAAUUCGAAAGGAGUUAAAGCUUCCAAUUUUGGCACCAGCACAACAGGUGGUGGUAACAGAACUGGUGGCAAAACCGGCCCGGUUUCUACAACAUCGCAACCAGAUGCUGACGCGAAUAGCGUUGCCAUGAACAUACCACUAAUAAAAACUAAAGACAACAGUAAACAACUACCAACAUAUCAUGCGGCGCUGCAACGCUCGGCCGAUGACUAUUUGGCGGCAGAAGAUUUAGACAAUAUACAAUUAGAACUUGAAACAUUACUCUCUAGUGUCGCACUACGUUAUCGUGUGCUAAAGUCAGAAUAUGAGAGUUUGGAUAAAGAUGAACGUCGUAACGAACGACGCACGAAGCAUGGUGCUGGUGGCGAAACACAAACAGCCAAUGUAAAUACCUCGUCCAGCGGUAAACGUAAGCGUGAGGAAACGUCAAGCGUACGUAAACCCAAACACACACCCGCCUCAUCAUUGAAACACACAAAACAUGCUAAAAAUAGUCCAGUAGCGCCGAAUACCGACGACAGCAUGGAUUAUGUGCCACCGUCCGGGUCGCAUAGUCAUGGACAAAAUCGUGAUCAUCAUCUGCAAAAAGUUACACUACCCAAAAAUGAUACGCCAAAUAAAUUUUGGCUAUCCGUCGAGCCAUAUUGUAUGCCAUUAACAAAUGAAGAUCUACGUUUGCUGGAUGAUCUACUUGAACAGUAUUCGGGACCACUAGUGCCGCCUAUACCAGAACUCGGACCGCAUUAUUCAACAAUUUGGGCGAAUGAGGAUAUGAAGGAAGUGCAACAAGCUUCAAAUCCGAAUCCAAAUUCAAAUCGUUUAAAACCACAAAAUAGUGCUGCUAGUGGCAUGAUCAAGAAGGCUGAAUCCAUGAUGAAUGAAUGUGUCACUGGACCUUUGACGCAACGUUUAGUGUCGGCGCUACUAGAAGAGCAAUUGAUACAAAAUCCCAGCGAAUUGGCGGCAUCCGCUGUGGCCGAUAGCAGCAAUAGUAGUAGUGAAAAUACACACUCUUCUGCACAAAUGAACUUCCGUUCGCUGUCAUUACUACGCAAUUGCAUCGAUAUUGAGAAGCGUGUCAAGAAAGAACUCAUCGAGCAAGGCAUAUUGGACUUGAAUGACUUUCCCAAUAAUGACGAGGACGAAAUACAUGCAGAAAUAAAACGUCUCAUCGCCGAAUUAUCAGCAAUUGCUGAGUACAAUGGUGCCGCGUUAAAGAGGCUACACGAAUCGGCCGCUGAGGAAAUAAAGUGUUUGGAGAUCAAACGUAAACUCGACACGAUUGAUCAGGAGAUACUCGAAACUUAUAAACGUACAAUGAUAAACAAAGCAAAACGUAAGCCACUCAGCGUAGAGGAACAGCAGGAAAUACAUCGUUUAACAUCAGAACAAAAGACGCUAUCCGAUCAGCUCGAACGUUUACAGGCAAAUUGUUUUCUGUACGAAUAGUUUUGGGCCACCACUGGUGGAGAGCAAAAACCAUCAGAUGCGCGCCUAACAACUAGUGCAACACCUGAACGCUCUAUACUAGUGGCGCUCUUAAAUGAGAAAUAAUAUUAAAAUCACUAAAACACAAUUUAAUAACUUCGUAAUGUAAUGUAACAGUUAAAAUUCAAGUAAUUUUUGCGCUAUUUAAAAAUAUGAAAUUCAAACUCACUGCGGUGAAUGGGAGUGCCCGCACCUCUGUACUGUACCACAAAUUGAAACGUAAUAAAGGGACCUAAUGCUGAAAUGCUGAAGAACAUGAGAA